Salvelinus namaycush (lake trout) is the source of this 2556-nucleotide messenger RNA. RefSeq names its product high mobility group protein HMG-I/HMG-Y-like. The transcript is spliced from 5 exons. Bases 102 to 401 code for a protein of 99 amino acids. NCBI's taxonomy places the organism in Eukaryota, Metazoa, Chordata, Actinopteri, Salmoniformes, Salmonidae. Gene Ontology annotation, biological process: regulation of DNA-templated transcription. The record is from RefSeq and is a predicted model, not a curated record. Gene Ontology annotation, cellular component: nucleus; chromatin. Gene Ontology annotation, molecular function: transcription coregulator activity; DNA binding.
GCGCAUUUUCUUUAUCUUGGGGAAAGACAGACAGCUAUUUUUAGCACGCUUUGGAUCUGCACUUUCGCCUGCUUCAUUUUAAAUAAGGAUUACACCUCAACAUGAGUGAUAAGGGCACCAUCUCAGCAAAAGAGGGAGCAGAGAAGAGGGGACGUGGAAGGCCAAGGAAACAGCCACCGGUGAAAAGUGGUUCUGAUGAGCCCAGUGGGUCCCCUACCCCAAAGAGGCCCAGGGGACGGCCAAAAGGCAGCAAGAACAAGACUGUCACCAAGGGCAAGAAGACACCAGCAGCCUCAACUGCAGGGAUGAAACGCAGGGGAAGACCUAAGAAGGAGGAAAAGGAGGAACAGACAGCCAAGGAAUCAUCAUCUGAAGAAGGAGAAGAGGAGGAAGACCAGUAAACUUGCUACCUCACUCAACAUACUGACUUCCUGUCAACCAGAACUGGACUGAAUCUCCAAUACUGGUGCCACCCCAACCCCUGUUCUACUGUUCACUUUCUUGCCUUCUAGCCAAAGGAGGGUCAACAACACAGUUCAUCCAACCUCUAUCUGCAAAUGCACUGGAAAACCAAUGGAUGUUUCUCAACAAGCAUAUAUCUAUCAAAGAAUCACAGGACAGGUGACAGACAACACUUUCUCUGUGGGUAUGUCAUGGUAUUACAAGUCUUUUAUAUUGGACUAAAGUAUGCUCUGAUGAUGAGUUUUUGGACACGCAUCUUUCAAAAGACUGUAGUGUAUAGGACAUUCUCUCGGCUUAGCGGUACAAUUUUUUCCCUAACACCGGUAUCUUGAGCUGGUAUGGCAUAUACACUUAUUUCCAGGUUUUCUAUUGGACAAAAGGUGAGUUUUGCCUAUACUUGCUUUUUAAGUGUGAAGUGGACACCUACUUACCAGUGAUCUCUAGGAUAUACAGUAUGAUCAUUAAAUAUACGGUUAUAGCAAUGUUAUUCAUGUAUAAUCUCUGUAGUAGACAUCUCCCUGUUACUCCUGAUUGUGCAGAAUUGUUCCUCCCUCCCACCCAAAAUAAGCUGUCCCUUACUAGUCUCUCUGGUGUGACUUGUGCUUGUCUCCCUAUAGCCUCUUUGGGGCGCCACUGGAAAAGGCUUGUGUAAACUAAAGUGUACUGUUAUUAAUCAAAGAUCUGAUCAGACUGAUUGUUUUUUAUCGUGUUCCUCCGGGUCACUACAUGCCCUCAAAUACCUGAGGAAUUGUGCUGCUUUGACGUCUACGAAAACUCAACAUAAUGUCAUAAUGGCUUAAGGAUGGGUAGGCAUUCAUUGAGUGGGUAGCUACAUUCUCUCACCACUCCAGGGAGCUUUUAUUGAACUCUGGCAUCUGCUGUUCCUCUUAAUGUUGUCCUCCAGUCUACAGUACUUGUUGCAACCCAUCGCCACUUGGUCAGUUCUAGGUGAAACAAACUGUGGUUGCCCAAACUCGGAGCUGGAUUGUUACUGUUGUGGCACUGUUUUAUCCAAUAGGUCUGUAUAAUAGCUGAUCAUUCCAUUUCACCUCUUUACAUGCCCAAGGCCCGUUCUGUGUCAUCACUUUGUACAGGAUGUUGAAAUACUCUGCUCUGUCUGUGAGGAUACAGUCAGUGUCUGCUGUCUACUCUAGAAAAACUGUUUUUUGUUGUUGUUUCUCAGUGUUUCUCAGUGUCAGGGAUCUCUAGAUCACAGUCCAGUUACUGGGUCUCUCCUCAAACCUACAAGCUGCUACAAACUCAGUUAUAAAAACCCGUAAAACUGCAUUGUGCCUGACAAGGCCCAGAAUCUCAUACUCACUUAACUUUCCCAUAUUGCAUUCUUCAACUGGUUUCAAAUGUACAAUGUAACCUCUGGCAAGUGUUUGAGAAAUGUUUGUAUUACAUAGAUUAAAAAAGACAGAAAAUACACAGACUAACUAGUUUGGUAUUUUAAAGACAACUGCCUAGCUACUAGUGAAAGUGUGCUCAUCCCCCCCCCCCCCUUUUUAUAACCUAGCUUAGACAGGUCACUAAGCCAAUGUGUAAAGUCAGGGAGAUCUGGCAGUUUUGCAAACUGUGUUCGCUGACUGUAGUCGAUUAGCCAGCGUGUUCUAUCUUUUUAAUAAAUCUUACUUCUGGUGCACUGAAAUGUUAGCUUGGUUCAGGUUGUUCAGAUUGUCAUGUGUGUGUUUAGUGACAAAAACUGGGUGUUCUCUCCAGCUUGUAAUUCCGUUGUAGGCCUCGUGCGGCUUUGGCACCGUGCUCUUUUCCAUGUAAAAGUCCCUAAUGGCACCCUAUUCCCUUUAUAGUGCACUACUUUAGACCAGAGCCCUGUUCAAAAGUAGUGCACUAUAUAAAGAAUAGGGUACCAUUUGAGGGGUAUCAUGUUCAUGUGGAACUCCGGUAAUGAAAUAUAUCCAAUCACAGCUGCAACUAUUUUGACAAUGUCCUUAUGUACCAACAUCAUCCAUGUACAUUAAUUCAUGCAAAGUUGAGAUGGGAUCAUUCUUUUAAAUGUACACUGUCUAUAUUUCUAUUGUGCCCUAUGACAAUUUGUAUCCAGAAAUGGUCAAUAAAUACAAGAAUGUAUCA